Messenger RNA from Peromyscus californicus insignis, 2253 nucleotides. It is a transcript of the gene Fbxl22, whose product is annotated as F-box and leucine rich repeat protein 22. Gene Ontology annotation, molecular function: protein binding. The record is from RefSeq and is a predicted model, not a curated record. Bases 1505 to 2233 code for a protein of 242 amino acids. Lineage: Eukaryota; Metazoa; Chordata; Mammalia; Rodentia; Cricetidae. The transcript has 2 exons.
CUAAACUCUCUCACGACCCUUCUACUGCUGAAGUCAGCUCUUGCUCAAGCUCUGGAAAGGCUCAGGUAAGAGCUGGUAUCACAGCCAGAACAUAAAUCCCCUGUGGCCAGGGGCAGCCCUGAGAAGAUGCCACAGUACAGGAGGAAGGGGACACAUGUGACUGACUGGCACCACUGGGCAGUAGCCGCCAGAUGAAGGGUGGUUGUGCCAAGCUUAUCUGCCAUUAAGACUAGUAGUCCAUCCAAUGCCAAGGACAUCACUUUGCUCAGGACCCCUCUUCUGCUGUGAUCAUAUCCUAGUCCUGCUUCAGCAGCUGAACUGUUAGGUGCACAGUGUAUUAAGGGUCUCUCCUCUUUCCUGUUACUCCUGGGUUGUUCCAGUAGAGCUAAGAAACGGCAGAAGAGCAGGUAGCAGGGUGGUCCUGUAGCCUACAUCGGCAGGAGGAAAGGUGGGUGGCCAUUACGAGGUUCUGUAAAAGUCCUUUCAGGGGAAGCUGCUGCUGUCCUGUGUUUCUCAUGGUGUUGCAUUAAGUGCAGCUUCAUUAGUUCCAGAUCUGCAGUACAGCAGUGCCUGCCCUCAUCUAUGCACUACACUAACACUGCCACCCUACCCAGCAGGGCAGCUGGGAGGGGCAUGCAUCUAAACCCACCAGACUUGCAGUUUACUCCAAGUCAUUUACACUUCUCUUGCAUUCAAAAAUAGAAACUGAAAAAGAGCUGCCUCUGCCCAUCCUCACAUUUUGGGAAAUACUGAGACAGAUAAUGAAACCAUGCAAAUUUACACACACAUACCCCACACUGGCCUGCUCGUGUACAAAACACUUCUGCUGAAUCUUCUAUGAAACAGUUAAGGGUAAAAAUGGUGCCAUCUGGGCCAAGAAAUCCUUUGCCCAGUAAGGACAUUGGGAUUUGAAGAUAGCUCAGCCUUGACUGGAAGCCAUCAAUCUCCUGAGAUAAAGUAACAGAAAAGAAGUGUGACCCUUGGAUUCCACUCACAGCUCGGAAUGUGUCACCUCCCUUAGCUCAGUGGAUAGAACUCGCCUCUUCCUAGCAAGGGCAAGCAAAGGAGCCACACGGACACACUGAGAUCUAACAGUUAACAUUCACUACUGCCUUGCCAGGGAGAGAGACUGGCAGGCCAGGAGGGCUGUUGUGGCCAAUCACCUCCAGUGAAAACACCUUGAAAAGCCAAGAGCCCUGUGCGCAACACUACUGUCAGCUCAGAGGGAAAAAGAAAAAAACCUUUUAAGGAAACUUUAACUUCAGUGGGCUGCUCUUCUGCCAGGCCUUUCAGGCCCUCUGAACAUAAGCCGAACCACAGAUGUCUGCGUUGUAAGUCUGGAUGCUGAAACCCGCCCUCCCUACCCGGACGGCUUCAGCACCAGUUGUUAGCCAAAAAUAAACACCAUUCCUCAACCAUAUAUGUCCACCAGUCGUGAUCUGGGGAGGGAGCAGGAGGCAGGUCAGACCCUUGCCGGCCACACUCCGUGAGGCCGCCACUCACCAUGCACAUAACGCAGCUCAAUCGGGAGUGCCUGCUGCACCUCUUCUCCUUCCUGGACAAGGACAGCAGGAAGAGCCUCUCCAGGACCUGCGCCCAGCUCCGAGAGGUGUUUGAGGACCCCACCCUCUGGCCCCUGCUGCACUUCCAUUCCCUCGCAGAGCUCAAGAAGGACAACUUCCAGCUGGGCCCUGCAUUGCGCAGCCUGUCCAUCUGCUGGCAUUCCAGCCGUGUGCAGGUGUGCAGCAUCGAGGACUGGCUCAAGAGUGCCUUCCAGAGGAGCGUCUGCAGCCAGCAUGAGAACCUGGUUAAUGAUUUCCUUCUGCAGGUGUGUGACAGGUGCCCCAACCUGGCGUCCGUCACGCUUUCGGGCUGCGGCCACGUCACCGACGACUGUCUGGCGCGCCUGUUGCUCAGCUGCCCGCGCCUGCGCACGCUGCGCCUCGAGAACUGCGCGCGCGUCACCAACCGCACUCUGGCGGCCGUGGCCGCGCACGGGCGCGCGCUGCAGACGCUGCACGUGGACUUCUGCCGCAACGUGAGCGCCGCUGGCCUGCUUCGCCUGCGCGCCGCCUGCCCGAGCCUGACCCUGAGCGCGGAGCACAGUGCGGCCAUGAUCCCCGACCAGCCGCCGCGCGCUCGCGCCUGCGCGGCCUCGGUGUUCCCGGCUGCCGCGGGGGGACUGUGCCUACCUCACCCCACGAGUUCCUGCGGAGGACGCGCACGCGAUUAAACGAGCGGAGGCUUGGGAAA